Haliotis rubra (blacklip abalone) is the source of this 9722-nucleotide messenger RNA. RefSeq names its product inverted formin-2-like. Gene Ontology annotation, biological process: actin cytoskeleton organization. The record is from RefSeq and is a predicted model, not a curated record. Gene Ontology annotation, molecular function: small GTPase binding; actin binding. Lineage: Eukaryota; Metazoa; Mollusca; Gastropoda; Lepetellida; Haliotidae.
CUCAAGCAGGGCGCUCAAUUCAAAUUGUUUAAAGAAACCCAUCUUCAGACUCAUGUAAUGUUAAAUAGUGCAUAUUCCGUAACUCUCUUCAGGUAGAUGUUCCAUUGUAUCGCGCACCUGUUAAAGUGACAGACGACACCUAUUCACGUGACCCUUCACCUCACGUGCAAUAGCGAGCGCAGAGCCAGCGCGAGCUUGUACCUCCCCGUCAACACAGGCUGUAAAAUUACUGCAAUGUCCACAUCACAGUAGCCGCGAUCGCCAGACUUUGUAAUGAGUUGCGUCAACGCUGGGUUUGAGGACUUGUCCUUCAGGAUGCUGAGGACGCAGCCCAGCACCGUGGAGCAGGAUAGGACCAUCACGUCUGAACAGUUGGAACAACAGCUGGAAGGAAGCGAUCCACAUCAGUGUGUCGUCAUAUCUCACACUCCCUCAGUCCAGGUGUACUAUGCAUUACGGACGAAGCUGGAGUCGAGUGAUGAAACCUGGUUACAGGAGUUCAUCUCCCUAUCAGGCCUCGACUCGCUCCUGGACUCCCUGUGUCAGAUGACAGGGAAGGCCUUCACAGGGUUCUCUGAUGCCAUCCUCCAGAUUGACUGCAUAUCUUGUAUCCGUGCAAUUCUCAACACCCGGGUCGGCCUUGACCACUUCCUGUCGACGUCAACAUGCAUCAGGAAACUCACGCAAGCCCUGACCAUCACCAAUACACUGCCCAAGAAACAAGUCCUCGAGAUCCUGUCUGCUAUCAUGGCCUACAGCACCCAUGGCUACAAGCUGGUCAUCGCUGCAAUGGAGCACUUCAAGAGAGAGGAAAACCAGAGCCACAGAUUUAGUAUUGUGUUAAAUGAGCUGAAAAGUGCUGAGACGGUCCCCCACAAGACGGCAGUGAUGACCUUCCUCAACUGCAUCGUCAACUGCAACACCGACAUCGCGGAAAGGACGAGAUGCAGGAAUGAAUUGGCAGGUCUUGGCUUGUUGGAUGUGCUGAGUUUCCUGCGGAGAGAAGAGGUGGACGUCGAUCUUCACUUACAGCUGCAGACCUUCCACUCCAGGAAGCAUCAAGAUGAGGAAGAACUGGCAGCUAAAUGUGACCUUGACCUCAGUAGCCCUCAUGACCUUGUUGAUAAGAUACAAGAGAAAGUGUUUGGCAGUUCCAAGAUGGCCUCCUUUGUCAACAUUCUUCAAGAUUUGUUAGCCAUGGAAGCAGACAGCCAAAGUGAGAAGAUGUGGACCACAAUAGAGAACCAGAUCCACCACCUCAUCCAUGGAUCGGAAGAUGAGGACCGUCUGGCGAAGGUAUCACCUGAAGAAAUUGAGGCCCUGCUGACUCCAGACAUCAACAUGGCCAACAAUUUUCAACGAAAGUUGACUGAGAAGUUGAACACACCACCCAAGAAGCUGAAUGACAGUGUCUAUGAAAACUGGAACCAGACGCCCACACAUAAGUUACUCAAUGACCUGAACACCCGACAAAAUAAGUUGAGUUGGAACAACAAUUUCAACAGUCUAUUGAAGCAGAAGGAAAACUUUGAGGGCAAGUCAGUGUGUGGCGACUCCUUCAGCAGACAGCUGGUGCCCUUGCCAAAGAAGCCCAUGCGCAAUCUGAAGUGGAUCAUAGUCGAGACAGAGGCUGUUGAGAGUCACCCCAGCUGCAUCUGGCAGAAGAUCGAGAACAUUCCCAGGAUACAGCCGGACUACAGCCACAUUGAGGACAUCUUCAGUGAGACACACGUGUUUGAGGAGUAUGAGGAGGUCCCACUGUUGAGUCAGACAUCCAGGCUGAACAUCAACCUGUUCAUCAACAGACUGGAGGUAGAACCAGAGGAACUUGUAAGAAACCUGAUCGAUGGUGAACCAUCUAGUCUGACUUUGCCGAUGCUAAGAUACCUCACAAAGAUUCUCCCAGAACAUGAAGAGGUACAGAUGUUGAAGGCAUACAAUGGCAACCUGCUUGAACUGGGUCUGGCCGAGCAGUUCCUGCUGCACCUCUCGGACAUCCCCAACUACCGCACCCUCAUCAACGGCCACCUUACAAGGGCCGAGUUCACCUCCAACAUAGUGAAACUGAAGACGACAUUGACCGCCAUGGUGGCCAGCUGCAAGUUCAUCUUGUCAAGCUCUGACCUCCGAGAGUUCCUGCAACUGGUGCUCCGUGUGGGGAACUUCCUCAAUCAUAGUAAGUUCAAUGGUAAUGCUGCUGGGUACAAACUGACAAGCCUGGAGCGUGUAAAGGAUGUGAAAUCCUCUGUCCUCAACAAGACACUGAUGCACUACCUGGUGGAGGUGGCUGUGGAGAAUGAUGAUUCCACCCUCAGCUUCCUAGCUGAGAUUCCCAGGCUAGAGAAAGCCUCCAGCUAUUCACCGGAGGACAUCAAGAUGGACGUUACAAAGAUGAACCAGCAGCUGAAGCAGUUUGUUCAACAACUGUCGUCAGCUCACCCCACCAUCCAGGACGUCUUCCACUUCUUCAUGGAGGAUGUGAAACGAGACUUCCGUGAGAUGCAGGCGUCAAUCUGUGAACUGCGGAGCCUCUCCCACCAAAUGGCAGACUACUUCUGUGAGGCGGAGGCGGACUUUGACCUUCAGGGCUGCUUCAAACGUCUACACACAUUCUGGAAACAGAUCCGGAAAUGUCGUCAGGAGAACAGUAUGUUUGGAAAUCAGGAGAAGAUGGUACAGCGUCGUAGUGAUGAGUUCAAGACCAAAAUCAAACACAAGAGGCUGGCCCUGGAGUUUGGACAGGAAGCUAAGGCCAGUUCAUCCAUGCGAGAAGACAAGAGGAGAAUCCUGGAGAAGAUCCUUAGUGACCUUCAUCAUGCCAACUUCACCCCCACAGUUGCAUCCCUCAUCGCAACACCGCAGACCGAAGUGGCAAAGAGGAAGCAGUUCCUGCCAGCACAGAAGGAGCUGAAGACCCCGGAGAAUGAAUUUCACCCCCUGGACUUGAGUCGGAUCAGCGUGGCCGGAACACCAAUGGUGAACCGACCCAGGAGUGAGGCGUUUGAUGAUGAUUUCCCUAACUUCAGUUCCAAGGUGCCACCGAAAGUCAUGACAAGUUCAGAAAACAACCUACUAGACGAAGAUCCAGUGUGGAUGAAGCGACCGACAAAAGUAAGCCUGCCGAGACGAAACUCCCAUUAUCGAAGUCGCAGCGACCUUGGUGAGUCCUUGUGCGGCACCACAAAGUGGGUGAGAUACGAGGAGAUCAAACUCAAGCAGAACCACACUGAAAUAGGACAAGCUCCAUUAGCCAAACCCGAAAGUUGUUGUACCCUAGCAACCCUCCACCUUGAAGAUAACGGUAAAUUCACUUAUCAAGAAGAAAUGUCACUUCAUGAUGGACCAAUGGUUGUACUUCCAAAAUUGGAAGGCAAGCAGUCAAAAAAGCUUGAAAAGAGAUCAUCAAUUGGUAACUUCUUCAGCAAAAUAUCCCGUCGAGUCCUUCGUCCAAAAAACGUGAACACAUGUUACAACACCAACAACUCUUCAGUGUUUGUGGACGAUGGAGGUAUGAAACCAAUUCAAAAUGGCCGCCGCUUCUCUUCUGAUAACAAGGAGAACAUCAGUAGUGGACUAUCAAAGAAUGAGAUAGCGUUGGAAAAACGGUAUGCAGAGAGGGAAUAUCGGCGCUUCAAGGCUCAAAGACAGAAGGGCAGUAGAGAAAAGUGUACAUGAGUUGGAGUGACAUGACGUGGACUUUGAUGACAGCUGGUGCAGCACUAUUGCUAUAUGUAUAUUUGACAUUGAUGAAAUUCUUCUUUGUAGUGUGCUGAAGCUCUUUGGUUGUGUUCUGAAGAUCUUUUGAUAUUAUGUGCUAACUUCUUUGGUUGUGCUGUGCUAAAGUCUAAACUACAGCCUAUUUUAUGUAUUUUCUUAGAUAGAGAUAAUUUUGCUUUCUCAUUUGACAAUCUUUGGAUCAUCUGUCUCUUGUCUUUUAGAAUCUCCAAGCCUUUUUUCCCCUCCUCUGUGUAUAUAAGGGUGUACAUUUACAUAUAUUUAAUUUAUUCAUGCUUGUGAAUGUUUUUGUGCUUGUGUCUAGUUUGAGUUGUCACAGCUGUCAUUAAUGAGAUACCGCUACAAUGAAAUUGGAUCACAAUGGUUUGUGGACCAUCAUGAUGUCAUCUGUUACGAUGACAUCACAAUCAAAUGACAUCACUCAUCUGAACCACUGAAGCUGGUUAGACGUUGUUUUUAGUCUCAAGACUGGUUAUUAUUGAAAUGAAAAUGUAGGCAGAAGGAUUUGGAUUAAUAAAUCCAACCCGAGUGUCUUCAGAUAUGAAAUAUGUUAAUACUAUUGAUAAAACUUCAUAUGACGUUUUAUUGUUUUAUUGAUUCAUGUUGAUGUAUUUAAUAUCAGAAGACACUCUGGUGGGAUUCACUAUGAAGCUUUUCUGUACACAAUCUUAGCACUAAGAUGAUCAUAACUUCCCUACUUUAACACAGGCUUACUAUAUCCUUAGCGCUAAGAUGACUUGGUGCAAGUGAGCCCUGGCAAAGCAUGCAUAGGCAUAUUAAAGAGGGGCAUGGCUCAGUUUAAAGGGCAGUACAUGCAAGGUUUGACAUGGUACAGUAACCUUGAAUUUAAUUUAUGUAUAACAGGGCACUGAAUUUAAGUUUUCAUCAUGUUUUGCUCAUCACUAAUAUUAAUUCAACCAUAUAUAAACAGAGAGACAUCUGGUACUUUCCUACAGUUAAAUAUGCAAAGGAAUGUUGAAAACCCAUGACCAAAAUAUUUGUACUUAUCUCUCAGCAUCCAACUCAAUUUUUAACUUGGGUAUGCAAAACACAGAAUGUAAAAUGUUGCCCUUAUACAACAGCCCAUAUGAUUCAUCCUCCAUUAAGAGCUGGACUGGAUUAAUGAAGGGAUGGGAUGGGAUACUGAAAUGAGUCCAGCUUCUAAUAAGGAUGGGAUCAGGGGCAGCUUAUUACUCACUGAUGACAUGAAUACCAUGAUUAGUGUAAGCUUAAGCCAUCCAAUGAAUAUAAGCUUGGACUUAGAUAUAGGAGUAGGUAAGUUCAAGUGAACUGAUAACCCCCCCAGCUAUUAAUUGAAAUAUGAUUUGUAUAUAUCUGGUGGAAUACGCACAUGACUGUCGCCACUUGACACUACUUGUAGCUGAAUGGAUAUAUACUACUCAAAAGAGUUAAAGAACACCUGAUUUCAUAUGACUAGGUAAUCCCUCAUGACAUGUGCUUAACUGUAGUCACAUGAACAUAUUGGUUGUUAUUCAACUUCUUUUGUGUAGUGUAUGUUAUAAAUAAGUUACCACAUAUGUAUAUAUUGCUUUUUAUACCCUAUACUAGUCUUUUCAUUGUUAUUUCUUCUUGUUCUAUGGCAGGUUUUGCUAUUUUGUACUAAUAUGGGAAAUAAUGGAACUAAAGCAGAUCUGUCACUUCUGUGUUCAGAAUUAAGGCUCCAUGUACAUAGAAUACUACAAUGGAAUGUUAGAAUCUUGUGUAACUAUAUGACCUGAAAUAUUGUCUUUGUUGGAUGUGACAUGCUGUGUGUGUAUAUGUUCCAUUAUUUCUUCCCAUGAGUAUAUACCUGUAAUGUGAUAAGUGCUGGUUGUGAUGCUGUGAUGGAGUGCAACCAAUCAGGGUAGAGGCAACGACAUCAUUGUUGUGAAUAGUGUUGGAAUUUAUCUUGUCCCAGCAGUGUGCAACAUGUCUGCGAAAAUUCUCCAACUGGAAAGACAAACUUUCUGUUUCAAGUUAUAUAGUGGAGAGUAAUGAUAUGGCUUUGUGGGAAGUCAAAUUGCAAAAUCUUCCUUUCUUCAUAGUUUUCCUGCCCACCAUCCAUCUCUAUCCCUUCCGGCGCAGUGGGGUAGCCUAGUGGUUAAAGUGUUCGCUCGUCAUGCGAAGGCCCCAGUUCAAUUCACCACAUGGGUACAAUGUGUGAAGCCCAUCUCUGCUGUCCCCUGCCGUGAUAUUGCUGGAAUAUUGCUAAAAGCGGCGUAAAACCAAAACUCACUCACUCUAUCCUACCCUUGGUCCCCCCUUUCUCACUUGUCUCCAUCCAAUGCUCUCUUUCUCUUCCUGUCUUUUUACCCCUAUCUCUCUCCUCUCUUCAUCUCGUUCUUCCUCUCUCCUCUUCUUUUUCCCUCCCAUCCUCUCCUUUCUUCUCUUCUCUCUUUUUUUCUCUUCUCUUCUCAUACUUCUCAUCACUUCUACAGCAUAUUUUUCUGAGCAUUUCUGUAAAUGUUAUAUCAAAAAAUGUUUCAAGGGUAUUGACCUAAAAUUGGUAUUCUCUCUGUGAGUUUGAUUGCAGUUUCCAUGGAGAUCUGAAUUCACAUGUUCACUCUGCCACCCGAAGCUGACACAUGGAGCACUUCACCUGCACAUGGUGUGAAAAGCUUAUUAUCAGGAGGAGCCCUGGUCUGCAGGGCUUCGCUGUCUCAGCUCAUCGUCAAUGAUGUCCUGGCUUCUGGCAGAGUGAACAUGUGCCUGUUUCUCCUCUCCCAGGAUAUUGUUGCUAAAAGAUGCGUAAAACUAAACCCACUCGCCAUGUGUAGGUUAGUAAGGUCAUAAAGUUUCUGAGUCAUUACUUUCUGCAUGAUUUUUGUACUACCUCAGAUUACAGAUUUGCUGAACCAGAUUUUUAAAAUGUUAAAUAUGAAAAAAAUGUCAAGAACAUCUUCUUCUUUUUUCUUCCCACCAAACUUUCAUUUUUAAAUGAAUUAAAUGUUGCGAUCUAUGUGGUAUGUAAUUCUUUCAGGUCAUCUUUAUGUUUUUGAACGAUAUCUGUAAAACACAUAAUUAAGUAACAUGGAUUAGGGACCACUUUCAUGACAAAGAAGUUCCUUUUAGCAAUCUCAGCUCAAUGAUAAUUGUCGCCGCCAUAUAGCUGGAAUAUUGCUGAGUGCGGCGUAAAACUCAGCUCACUCACUCACUCAAUGAUAAUUGUAAAUCUCAUACUUUAACAUUAGACUUACAACAAUUGUAGAUGAGAUUGCUUUGUGAAGUUUGAUGUACAUUUAACUUGAACUCGCCCACAAAAAUGAUAGUUUCCAAAUAACUUUCUACAGAAUUAUUAAAUACAACUAUCAUCAUGAUUGAGUAGUACAUGUCUUUCCUUACCUCUUCCUACAAAAAUUGUUUCAGUAAAAAAAAUUGUAUGUAAAUAUUUUUUACGUAACUGAUAAUUUUUUAUAACAUGUCCAUAUUAAUAUAGUAAGGAAUAUCUGUGAGGUUGUUUUGUGAUAAGAGUUCAGUGUAUGCUGUACGUGGGAUAGCACUGGUUUAGAUAGUUUUACAGCUUGCUUCAUAGCUUGGAAUAAGGCCAUGUCUGUCUUGCUUGCUGCUCUGAGGCACAGUUGGGCUUUCCGUUAUUAGAACGAUACAUCUAGUCAUUCACAACAUCGGCAGGACAACACAGCCUUCCUGCUCUGACAUGAUCUUUAUGAAUUUUUAAAAAUAAUUCUUGUAGCUGUUCCUUCAUGUUGAUAUGAAUAUUUUACAUGACUUUGAGAUCAAAUUACAUUGAAUUACUAUCUAAGUUAUCUUUAAGUUGUUUCAAUUUACAAACAUGCCAGUACCACAAAGGUGUUUUUUUCAAAAUACCCUAAAGAAGGCAAGUUUCACAUCUAUUUCAGUGAUAAUAUUUUCCUAAAGCAGAAUAAAGAAUGAUGAUAAUUUUUAUGGAUAUACAACGUCAUUAUUCCGUGAAAGGCAACAACGACCUUAGAAUCUAUGUCCAAACAUCUCCUUUCACAGAAUAACGAAGUUGUAUAUUCAUAAAAAGUAUAAUCAAUUUUCACCACCCCAACUUUUAAAAUGCCCAUCAAGGAAGUAAAACAGAAUACAUUGACACUGUAUGUAGCUGUUCUUUUCCAUUACCCCCAGGAGUACAGUUUAUAACAUUUACCUGAAUACAGUAACUUUAUUCAAUAUUCAAUCUAUAUCUGUGUUAAAAAGUGUGUAUUGAAUUAUUUACCUGAAGUAGAUGACACUGAUAAUAUCAAGAUAAGUCCUUGCUAUAUCAUUUCUUACAUCAUCGAAAUGAUAUUACCCUGAUGUUUAAUAUAUUUCCCUGGAGAAGAAUAUACUGUCCUGAGAUUUAAUAUAUUGCCCAGAAAUAGAAUAUUUUACCCUGAAGUUUAAUAUGUAGCCCUUGGGUUUAAUAUAUUGCCCUGAAGUGGAAUAUAUUGCUGUUAAGUUUAAUAAUAUUGCCCUGAAGUUAAAUAUAUUGCCCCAAAGUGUAAUAUAUUGCAUUGAGGUUUAUUUUAUUGCUCUGAAGUAGAAUAUAUUGCCCAGAAGUGUAAUAUUAUGGCCCAGAAGUAGAAUAUAUUGCCCGCCCUGAAGUUUAAUAUAUUGCAAAGUAGAAUAUAUAUAUUUCCAAUGUCGGCAAGGAAUCGGCCUGUAUUGUCCUGCUGGUGAGAUGUUUUUGUAAAGGUCAAGUCUUUUGCUUGAAGAGUGCAAUUUGUAUAUAUAUUUUUUCCUGAGUCUCCUGUACAUAUAUUAUUCAGUUUUAGUUUCUAUAUUAUAAUUAUAAAGAAGACAGAUAUAAUUUCACAAAAAAUGACGCCAGGUGUAUUUUGCAGUCAUACUCCAUGGGAACAUGUGCAUUUGCCUGUAUUUUGUUGGCUAAACAAUAUUUGCUUACAACUGUUUUUUCUAUCCUUGUAAAUCUAUCAAAUGUCUGUUCAUAUCCAUCAUUUGAACCGAAUCUUAUUUUUAAAUUAUUCAUUAAUUUCUUAAUUCAUUCUUAUGAGGAAGACAUGUUUUGUAUGUCUGUUAGCGUUUCCUAGUUCAAACUGUGGCCCAAUAGAUUUAUUAACCCACACAGAGUAUUGUAAAGAAAUAUAUUUGAACGAACAUUUAUGCUUCUUAUUAGAAUGGUAGAUGAAUAGAGUACAGUAGAACCCUGUUAGUCUGAUGGAUGCUUGUUGUUUGAAACUUCUACAUAUACAUUCUAGACUGACAAUUUAUUCAGACCAUAAUUUGUUUUCCUUGACUUCAUUGGUAACAUCACCCAUUGCAGAUUGUAGACUGAAUAGCUCCCCAGCAAUGGUGGUUGUAGUGGAUUGUGAUGCAUCAUGAUGACUAAUUGUGUUGCUCGUAAAAAGAAUUCAAAUGAUUGUCUGAUCCAGACUUGGCCUUUAACAGACCGCCAUCAUAGCUGGAAUAUUGUGUGUUACACCACAAACACACUACAGGAAUGUCACAUGGAUUAAGUCCAUUUCAUAGCAUGUCAGUAUUUUAAGCAGGUGAAAGUAUAUAAUUCACAUUUUGAGCACAAAAAAGUUAUCAGAAUUUAUCUCAGUUUCUACAUAUUCAUAUUCAAAUUGUAAAUAUUCUGAUAUUGUAAAUAGAGUGCUUAGCGUUUUGUUGUGAAGUACGUUUUGUUGCAUGAUUGUACUAAUGUUGCCAUGGUGAUUGGUUUAUAUUUGUGAAAAUGGCUUUUUACAGUAUUUUUGGUGACCUUUACCCGCCACAAGAUUGUACAGUGUUGUGCUUGUUAACAUGUAUUGGCUGUUGUUGUUUUUAUAUUUUCCUUAAAUUGUUUGACACACUUCCACUUUAUUCAUUAUCACCUUAAAUGUCAAAUUAUGAUGAUAAGGUAUUUUGCUAAAAGCAAAGAAUAACAUUUACCUAAGUGUUACUUAAAUGUUCAACAAGGAUGGUUGUCACACCAAAGACACAGGUUUGGUUCCCCACAUGGGUACAGUGUGUGAAGCCCAUUUCUGGUGUUCCCCGCCGUGAUAUUGCUAGAAUAUUGCUAU